GCAACAAAAAGUUAGGUUUUACAAUGCUGAAUGUUGCAACAGCAAAGUAUCUUUGUAGAUCCACGCAUUGGUUCCUAUUUCUUGGAGAGAUCCCAGUGGCUAGUUGGGCAAAUGCUCUUCUGCCCCAGGAUUCUCUUGUGUUUCCAUAGGGUUCCAACAUGCCCCCACUCCCCAUUUUGUUUAUAUGGGGCUGGUAGGAAGAUUUGUAUGCAGACAUGAGUUGCAGUGUCUUAAGUAUGCUGCCAGUAUCAUCUCAUCCUCUCUGCCUCAGUUUCAUAUGACCUUGCUUGUCUUUAACAGAUUUUUGAAACCUUUCAUGUGGUGUAGAAUAGAUGAUGGAUUGCCAGCUGAGGCUCUGUCCAGUUAACAUUAAAGCCAUGGUGUAGGAUGAGUGAAGCAACUGAAAGAUAUGCAAAUAUUUCCUCCUUUAAUUUAGGAUAUGUGACUGCCAUUUGUUACUUAAGUUGGCAGACUGGGGUUACUGUUGGAUCUCCAGUUCUGUGUAACUAUAGAUGCUCUGACAAGGAUGGCUUUUUAUUUCCAUCUGUAUUUGGCUAUGAGGUUGCAACCAGUUCUUUCUGAUGCAUGCACAUUGUUACCAUUAUUCCUGGUUUUGUAACAUCAAGGUUAUAUAUAGUAUGCAGUGCAUUCUACGUGAGGCUAUGCCAUAAAUCAAGUGGGAAUCUGAAGUUAGUACAAAAAGCAGAGCUCAGUUGUUGGGUGAAGUUUCUCGCAAACUCUUCUUUGUGACUUGGUAUUGGCUAUCUGUAGGUUUCCAGGUGGACUUACUUAUUCCUAAAUGACUUGGCACCUGCCUGUUUGAAAGACACUUUUCAGUCAUGUGUCAUACUGCUGCAGCUGUGGUUAGUGGAUAACUUGUGAGCUUCAAUGAGAUGAUACAUAGAAAUGAAUCCUGUACUUCAGGGCAGGUACCUAUGAGCUAUUUAUGCUGCCUGAUUUACAUAUUGGAAGAAUGGACUGGUGUGGAGUACCUUGAGGACUAUCUGAAUUAUGUGGCCUACCUUUUAUGGGUGUUUACUCCACUCAUAAUAGUUUUUAUACUUCCUGGACUUAUCCUCCUCCUCCUCUACAUUUCCAUUAUUUUUCUUUAUGUUUAUAAGAGGAAGAAUGAACUAAAAGAGGCUUAUUCCAAUGAUAUCUGGGAUGGUGCAAGGCAAAUGGUGGCAACUUUAUGGGAUGCACAUGCAAGAAUAUGGCACGGUUAUGAGGUUCAUGGUCUGGAAAAAAUACCAGAAGGACCUGGGCUUGUUGUGUUUUACCAUGGCGCAACUCCUAUAGACUAUUUCUACUUCUUGGCUAAACUCCUUAUACUGAAGAACAGAAUGUGCUAUACAGUAGCUGAUCACUUUGUCUUUAAAUUACCAGGUUUUAAACUUUUACUUGAUGUGUUUGGUGUUAUGCAUGGACCAAAAGAAGAAUGUGUUAAAGCUCUGAAGAAUGGCCACUUGGUGGCUGUCUCGCCAGGUGGAGUUAGAGAAGCACUCUUUAGUGAUGAAACCUAUGUUCUUGUAUGGGGUAAUCGUACGGGCUUUGCUCAGGUGGCCAUUGAUGCAAAAGUGCCCAUCAUUCCUAUGUUCACACAAAAUGUUCGGGAAGGAAUUAGGACAUUAGGAGGAAUAAGAUUAUUUAGGUUGAUAUAUGAACGUCUUCGAUUACCACUCGUUCCUAUAUACGGAGAGUUUCCAGUCAAAUUUCGUACAUACAUUGGAGAUCCUAUUCCAUAUGAUCCAAAUAUAAAUGCUGCAGAACUGUCUGGAAAGGCAAAGGCUGCAAUCCAGUCUUUAAUAGACAGACAUCAGAAAAUACCAGGAAAUGUAUUUAGGGCUUUAAUGGAACGAUUUGAGACACAGCAGAAAGAAGACUAGUGUGUGGUGCAUAACAAACUACACAUUUACUUGUAAUAUUUUCAAAACUGUUUGUAACUUAUAUUAUUAUCCUCAGAAUUGAUUAUUACAUGCAUUGUCUUAAUGAUAUUUCUUUUUUAAUGCAGAUGUUUUCUGUAUAGUUUAACGAGCUGUGAGCAAUGAUGAUUUUUUUUUCUCCCCCCUUCAGUGACCACUAUCAAACUUGAGCCCAAACUUGCAGUUUUAGUCAGGUAAAAAUCUGACUAAAGUAACUCGCUUUCAAGUGCAGUUCUAUAUUGAAAAAUAACUUAGUGAAAAUGACUUUGGAGGCUUCCAUAUUCAUGGUCUUUUGAUAAUUUCCAUCUCAAAUUUGCAGGUAAAAAAAAUGUUUUGUCUAACUUCCAAGCCUACAAACACAUGGCAGAUUCUGACAUACAAGCUAGAUUCUUUCUAUCUAAAUACCAACACCAGUAAUAGAGGUUCUUCCAAGCAAAUAAAGCCCUGAAAUACACCUGUGAAAACCCAUUUUCUUUAGAUUAUGUCCUUGGCUACAUCUGUACAAACUUAAAUUACAUUCAAAGAU
Chelonoidis abingdonii (Abingdon island giant tortoise) is the source of this 2448-nucleotide messenger RNA. The record is from RefSeq and is a predicted model, not a curated record. NCBI's taxonomy places the organism in Eukaryota, Metazoa, Chordata, Testudines, Testudinidae.